Molecule: messenger RNA, 1927 nt
Organism: Durio zibethinus
Lineage: Eukaryota; Viridiplantae; Streptophyta; Magnoliopsida; Malvales; Malvaceae
Product: putative prolyl 4-hydroxylase 9
Biological process (GO): peptidyl-proline hydroxylation to 4-hydroxy-L-proline
Cellular component (GO): endoplasmic reticulum
Molecular function (GO): iron ion binding; procollagen-proline 4-dioxygenase activity; L-ascorbic acid binding
Source: RefSeq, a predicted model, not a curated record
CUUUGACAAGUAAUAAUAAGGUAAAUAAAUCCUGGACAACCAAUGCAAACACUAGAGUUUCAAACUUGUAGAGAGCUCUAAGCACCAACCUGUUUGCAGAAACAGAAACACCUCUUAGUCGCCCAAUAAUUCUUGCUCUUGCAAGCAGCACAGCUCCAGGAAGCCUCUCAUUCGAACUCAAACUUUGCCUGCUUGAACUGCUUACACCGUCUGCAUUUAAACCAUUGCUCGAUACAAACUAGCAGAUACCUUGGUCAAACCGCAUUGAUGCACGCCCCUGAUAAAGCCAAUCAAUGCAGAAUUACUCAUAGACACUCAAUAACGAUAAAGAAGGUAAUGAUACAAGCUCAAUGCACCCAAUAUAAGUAAUUCCAGAGAGGAAAAGUAAGUCAUAAAAAAGAGGUAGUAUCAAACUACGCUUCCUUUUCAUGUAUAGGUUAGUGGCCAAAUUUUACUUCAAGUUUCCUUUUCAAGGACUAAACUUGAAAGAGUCCAAUGCCCUCAAUUGUGCAAAGUAUGAAUAGGAUCAGAUGAAAUUUCAUCAUCCCACCCCUCAUUUUCCUUUGCCAAACAUCUCUUUCCAUCAACUAGAAAAAAGCUUUUGGUAAAAGACAAUUUCAUAUAUAAAAAGUAAAUCUUUUGGGCCACAGGAAACUCCUGACAAUCCCACCAAACUCCCAAAUAAACGUUUUUUGGCCGUUGACGCGUUUGUGCAUUGUUCUUAAGCACGACCAAAAAAGCUGCAGAGUAUAGAAAAAAAGACAAAAAAAAAGAAAAACCCAUCUUUGAAAAAGCAAUUAUUAGAAGUCUGAAGAAGAACAGAGAGCCACAGAAUUCAAUAAAAAAAAAGUUGAAAAGAGAAAAUAUUGGAUAAUAGUAAAAAAAUUGUUGAAAGAAGAUCCGUAGAUGAAAGGAAAAGCGAAGAGCUCGAAUAGAAGGCUAGGGCUACGAACUGCCCUUCUGUUGUGCUCUCUUUCAUUCCUUGCUGGCUUGUUUGUUUCGAUCUGUGUCUCUCAGGAUGUGCCGAUUAUUAGACCCAGGCUGAGAAGGCUGGAGGUGGUGCAUGUGGAGGGUGGGGAGCAUCGUGAUCCGAUGCCAAAUGGAGUAACCGGGGAGAGUUCGAUCGAAUCUAUUCCAUUCCAGUGGUUGAAGUCUGCUAGGAACAUGAUAAACUGCCCCAAUGGAAGACAUGUUAAGGAAACAAUAAUUUUAAGUUGGAAACCACGAGCUUACUAUUUUCCCAACUUUGCAACCGCAGAACAAUGCAAACAUGUAAUUGAAAUGGCAAAGUUAAACCUUAAACCAUCUACUUUGGCUUUGCGCAAGGGAGAAACUGCAGAAAGCACUAAAGGAACUAGAACAAGUUCGGGAACUUUUAUUAGUGCAUCAGAAGAUAAAACUGGGACCUUGGACUUGAUUGAGAAAAAAAUUGCGAAGGCUACAGGCAUCCCACUGAGCCAUGGAGAGGCAUUUAAUAUUUUGAGGUAUGAGAUUGGACAGAAAUAUGAUUCUCAUUAUGAUGCAUUCAAUCCAUCUGAAUAUGGUCCACAAUCAAGCCAAAGGGUUGCAUCAUUCUUGUUGUAUUUAUCUGAUGUAGAAGAAGGUGGAGAGACAAUGUUCCCUUUCGAGAAUGACAUGAGAAUCAAAGGCUAUGACUACAGACAAUGCGCCGGUUUAAAAAUAAAGCCACGAAGAGGGGAUGGACUUUUAUUCUAUUCACUCUUUUUGAAUGGCACAAUUGAUCGGACAUCUCUUCAUGGAAGCUGUCCAGUGAUCAAAGGGGAGAAAUGGGUUGCUACAAAGUGGAUUAGAGACCAAGAGCAAAAUGACUAAUAGAAGUUGCCGUAAAAUUCACAGAUUGUCAACGAUGUUAUUAACUUCAUAAAUGACUAAUAAUUCUUUACGAAUUCAUGCCCAUUUUCAACUU